Molecule: messenger RNA, 2735 nt
Organism: Dipodomys spectabilis (banner-tailed kangaroo rat)
Lineage: Eukaryota; Metazoa; Chordata; Mammalia; Rodentia; Heteromyidae
Gene: Cog4
Product: component of oligomeric golgi complex 4
Exons: 19
Coding region: 27-2378 (783 amino acids)
Source: RefSeq, a predicted model, not a curated record
CCCGGAAGCACCGAAUAGGAACCAAGAUGGCUGAUGUGGCUUCUCUUCCGAAGUCCGGAGCGCCUCCGCCGCCCGAGGGGGUGGGAGGAGGCGGCUGUUCUGAAAUCUCUACCGAGCUCAUUCGUUCCCUGACCGACCUGCAGGAGCUGGAGGCUGUGUACGAACGGCUCUGCGGCGAGGAGAAAGUGGUGGAAAAAGAGCUGGAUGAUCUUUUGGAACAGCAAAACACUAUUGAAAAUAAGAUGGUCACUCUCCACCGAAUGGGUCCCAAUCUGCAGCUGAUUGAGGGAGAUGCUAAGCAGCUGGCUGGAAUGAUCACCUUUACCUGCAACCUAGCUGAAAAUGUGUCCAGCAAAGUCCGUCAACUUGACCUGGCCAAGAACCGUCUCUAUCAGGCCAUUCAGAGAGCUGAUGACAUCUUGGACCUGAAAUUCUGCAUGGAUGGAGUUCAGACUGCUUUAAGGAAUGAAGAUUAUGAGCAGGCUGCAGCCCACAUUCAUCGAUACUUGUGCCUAGAUAAGUCAGUCAUUGAGCUCAGCCGACAAGGCAAAGAAGGAAGCAUAAUUGAUGCCAACCUGAAAUUACUGCAAGAAGCUGAGCAACGUCUCAAAGCUAUUGUAGCAGAAAAAUUUGCCAUAGCUACCAAGGAAGGGGAUUUGCCCCAGGUGGAACGUUUCUUCAAGAUCUUCCCACUGUUGGGUUUGCAUGAAGAGGGAUUAAGCAAAUUCUCAGAAUACCUCUGCAAGCAGGUAGCCAGUAAAGCUGAGGAGAACUUACUGUUGGUGCUAGAGUCGGAUAUGAGUGACCGAAGAGCUGCAGUCAUCUUUGCAGACACACUCACUCUCCUGUUUGAAGGAAUUGCCCGCAUUGUGGAGACUCACCAACCCAUAGUGGAGACCUAUUAUGGACCCGGGAAACUUUAUACCCUAAUCAAAUAUCUUCAAGUGGAGUGUGACAGACAGGUGGAGAAGGUGGUAGACAAGUUCAUCAAGCAGAGGGAUUACCACCAGCAGUUUCGACUUGUCCAGAGCAACUUGAGAAAUCCUUCAACAGAAAAAAUUGAACCAAGGGAACUGGACCCCAUCCUUACUGAAGUCACUCUAAUGAAUGCCCGCAGUGAGCUAUACUUACGCUUCCUCAGGAAGAGAAUCAGCUCAGAUUUUGAGGUGGGGGACUCCAUGGCCUCCGAAGAAGUAAAGCAAGAGCACCAGAAGUGCCUGGACAAACUGCUCAAUAAUUGCCUACUGAAUUGUACCAUGCAAGAGCUAAUUGGCUUAUAUAUUACCAUGGAAGAGUACUUCAUGAGGGAGACUGUUAAUAAGGCUGUGGCCCUGGAUACCUAUGAGAAGGGCCAGUUGACAUCCAGCAUGGUGGAUGAUGUCUUCUACAUCAUUAAGAAGUGCAUUGGGCGGGCUCUCUCCAGCUCUAGCAUCGACUGUCUCUGUGCUAUGAUCAACCUCGCCACCACUGAACUGGAGGAUUACUUCAAGAAUGUUCUGCAUAACAAGCUACGGAUGGGCUUCCCAGCCACCACCUUACAGGACAUCCAGCGCGGGGUGACCAGUGCUGUGAACAUCAUGCACAGCAGCCUUCAGCAGGGAAAAUUUGACACCAAAGGCAUCGAGAGCACUGACGAGGCCAAACUGUCCUUCCUGGUGACUCUGAACAACGUGGAAGUCUGCAGUGAAAACAUCUCCACUCUCAAGAAGACUCUGGAGAGUGACUGCACCAAGCUCUUCAGCCAGGGCAUUGGAGGAGAGCAGGCUCAGGCCAAGUUUGACAGCUGCCUUUCUGAGUUGGCUGCAGUGUCCAACAAAUUCCGAGACCUUUUGCAGGAAGGGCUGACGGAGCUCAACACCACAGCAGUCAAGCCACAGGUUCAGCCUUGGAUCAACACCUUUCUCUCCGUCUCUCAUAACAUCGAGGAGGAAGAAUUCAAUGACUAUGAGGCCAAUGACCCCUGGGUACAGCAAUUCAUCCUAAACCUGGAGCAGCAAAUGGCAGAAUUCAAGGCCAACCUGUCUCCAGUCAUCUAUGACAGCCUGACCGGCCUCAUGACGAGCCUUGUCGCCGUCGAGCUGGAGAAAGUGGUGCUGAAAUCCACCUUCAAUCGGCUGGGUGGUCUGCAGUUUGACAAGGAGCUGAGGUCACUCAUUGCUUAUCUGACAACUGUGACAACUUGGACUAUCCGAGACAAGUUUGCCCGGCUUUCCCAGAUGGCUACGAUCCUCAAUCUGGAGCGGGUGACAGAGAUUCUAGAUUACUGGGGUGCCAACUCUGGCCCUUUGACUUGGCGCCUCACUCCUGCUGAAGUGCGCCAAGUGCUGGCUCUGCGCAUAGAUUUCCGCAGUGAGGACAUUAAGAGGCUGCGCCUGUAGAUGAUAGGGGGAGUCCACCUGGCCCUUCAAACCUCAGGGCCUACUCCCUGAGUAGCUGCAGACAAACAGGUGAGCUGACAGCACAGACUGUACCACUGCCGAGAGCCAGAAACAAGGCCUGGCCACCCUCAGACCUGACUGGGUGGGACUUUAGAACAACCUGUCCCCAUUGAGAGAAGUGGGAGAGCCAGAGCAGACAGCAGACAGCCGUCAGCGUCCCAGCCACUGGGCCUUCUCACUCUCACACUACAGCAAUGGCACUGCCCCUGCCAGCCUUGGAGAGCAUCCGGGGACUUGGGAAUUGGGUUUCACUUCAAGGCAAGGUUGAUGCUAAUGAAUAAACAUCAGAAUAAGACA